AUGGUCACCGCUUACCUUAUCCCCACCUUGAGUAAGGUGCUGGGAGAUAUGAGUGCGUUGGGUGAUCGAAUUGACUGGAUUCGGCUAUGGUUCACUGGCGGAAUACCCAUAGCUGCGAUAGUUAUCGGCAGUUUGUGGGUACCUUUGCAGUCUCAAACUGCGAUUUUUGCAUCCAUUUACGCGACGGCCUCUGGCAUUAGCAUCACUGCUGGGUAUCAUCGCUUGUGGGCACACCGGGCCUACUCCGCAGGGACGUUUCUGAAAAUCGUCCUAGCAAUUACAGGAGCCAGUGCAGGACAGGCCUCGAUUAGGACAUGGUGCAGGGACCACCGAGCACACCAUCGCUAUACAGAUACCGAUAAAGAUCCGUACUCUGCCCAGAAAGGUCUUUUCUAUUCCCAUUAUGGAUGGGUCGUAGUUAGACGGAAACCAGAACAAACAGGCCGAGUGGACAUUCAAGAUCUCUCAAACGAUCCCAUUGUCAUGUGGCAGCGUGAAUACUACCUCACGCUACUCUUUCUGACGGUAUAUGUAUUCCCGACGUUAUUCUGUGGGUUCUUGUUUGACGACUUCGCCGGAGGAUUCAUAUGGGCCAGCUGCAUCCGACUGUUCCUGAUCCAACAAGCAACCUUCUGUGUUAAUUCUCUCGCUCACUGGGUCGGAGAUCAGCCUUUUGCAAGUAAACUCUCGCCGAGAAACUGCUGGUUUGUUGCGCUUAUCACUUGGGGAGAGGGGUAUCACAAUUUCCACCAUGAGUUUCCAGUCGACUACCGCAAUGGAAUCAGAUGGUACCAGUGGGAUCCGACGAAAUGGUUUAUCUGGCUCUGUGAGAAGGUAAACCUCGCCUCAGACUUGAAGCGGUUUCCAGAAAAUGAGAUUCAAAAGGGUCAAUUCCAGCAGAUUGAGCGCCAGUUAGAACUUCGGCGCCAAGAGAUUUCUUGGGGGACUCCGAUUGAUCAACUGCCGGUUUGGAGCUAUGGAGAGUAUAUUGAAAAUGCCAAGAAUGAUCGCUUUUUACUUGUUAUUGACGGUAUUGUUCAUAAUGUUGAAGAGUUUGUGGGUCAUCAUCCCGGGGGAGAGAAGUAUUUGCUGGAGUAUAUUGGCAAGGAUGUUACGAAGUUGUUCCACGGUGGUGGAAUCCAUGCUCAUUCAAACGCGGCUGCGAAUCUUCUCUCAGCGAUGCGACUCGCGAGAAUAGUGGAUUCUGAUCAUCGUCAAAACUAA
Molecule: messenger RNA, 1224 nt
Organism: Penicillium macrosclerotiorum
Lineage: Eukaryota; Fungi; Ascomycota; Eurotiomycetes; Eurotiales; Aspergillaceae
Product: acyl-CoA desaturase
Exons: 2
Coding region: 1-1224 (407 amino acids)
Biological process (GO): unsaturated fatty acid biosynthetic process
Cellular component (GO): endoplasmic reticulum membrane
Molecular function (GO): stearoyl-CoA 9-desaturase activity; iron ion binding; heme binding
Source: RefSeq, a predicted model, not a curated record